GUCGAAGCAGAAGGUCGAUGUGAUUGUCGAAGCAGAAGGUCGAUGUGAUUGUCGAAGCAGAAGGUCGAUGUGAUUAGAUUUUUAGAUAUAGAGCACAAACUAAAUGUGUGUGUGUUCCAGAGCAAAGGGGAUGCGGGUGAAGUUGAGCCACCUGGCUGACAAACAGGAGUGGACACAUCACAAACACAGGGUCCAUGAGGACAGGACUCUUCCGGGUCUGGAGUCUCUACUCAACGGCAAGAUUGGCCAGAAAGCUUUCCUCUGGUUCCUGCAGUCUGAGUUCAGUGAGGAGAACCUGCAGUUCUGGUUGGCCUGUGAGGAGUACAGGGUUACCCCAUGGCAGCGGGGGGCCAAGGUGAACCUGGAUGCUGAGACCAGGGAGGCUCUACUCUGA
Molecule: messenger RNA, 394 nt
Organism: Salvelinus sp. IW2-2015
Lineage: Eukaryota; Metazoa; Chordata; Actinopteri; Salmoniformes; Salmonidae
Source: RefSeq, a predicted model, not a curated record